This is a messenger RNA of Pelodiscus sinensis (Chinese soft-shelled turtle), 2981 nucleotides long. It is a transcript of the gene NPTX2, whose product is annotated as neuronal pentraxin 2. Lineage: Eukaryota; Metazoa; Chordata; Testudines; Trionychidae. The record is from RefSeq and is a predicted model, not a curated record.
CCGGGCCCCCCUGUCCCAGCCGUCCCGGAGAGCUGCGCGCUGGGGCUGAGCCCCAAAGGAUCCCCCAUCCCCGUGUGCCUCUGGGGCUCUGCGCCCCGUGGGCGGCAUGCUGGCUCUCCUGGCUGGACUGCUCUUCUCCCUCGCCUCCGGGGCCAGCUGGCGGGCAGUGAGGGGCCAGGAGAGCCCCCCGGGCAGCCGCUUCGUGUGCACCUCCCUGCCGCUGGACGCUGCCCCCUCGGGCUGCCCGCUGCCCCCGGUGCCCAUGCAAGGGGGCGCCUUCCCAACCGAGGAGGAGCUGAAAGCCACCGUGCUGCAGCUGCGGGAGACCAUCCUGCAGCAGAAGGAGACCAUCGGCAACCAGCGGGAGACCAUCCGAGAGCUGACCAGCAAGUUGAACCGCUGCGAGAGCUCCCCCGGCCCCGACGGCAAGCCCGGAGCCGGGGGCUGGAGGAAAGAGUUGGGCAAAGGCAAAGACACCAUGGGGGACCUGCCUCGGGACCCUGCCCAGGUCAUCGACCAGCUGAGCCGGACCAUGCAGACGCUGAAGGACCGGUUGGAGAACCUGGAGCACCAACUCCGAGCCAAUGUGUCAUAUGCAGCCCUGCCUAAUGAGCUUCGAGAGAUGCUUCAAAGGAGGCUUGGAGAUCUAGAGCGCCAGCUUUUAAGCAAAGUGGCUGAACUGGAGGAUGAGAAAUCCCUGCUUCAUAAUGAAACUUCCGCCCAUCGGCAAAAGACAGAAUCAGCCCUAAGUGCAUUGCUGGAAAGAGUUUCUGAAUUAGAGAAAGGUAGCAGUGCAUUUAAAUCACCUGAUGAAUUCAAGGUCUCCCUCCCUCUCCGCACAAAUUAUUUAUAUGGGAAGAUCAAGAAGACUCUGCCAGAGCUAUAUGCCUUCACUGUGUGCUUGUGGCUGAGGUCUAGUGCUUAUCCUGGGAUUGGAACACCGUUCUCCUAUGCUGUCCCUGGGCAGGCUAAUGAAAUUGUGUUGAUAGAGUGGGGGAAUAAUCCAAUCGAAUUGCUCAUUAAUGACAAGGUUGCCCAGCUCCCUCUGUUUAUUAGUGAUGGGAAGUGGCAUCAUAUCUGCGUCACAUGGACAACUAGAGAUGGCAUGUGGGAGGCAUUUCAGGAUGGAGAGAAACUCGGCACUGGUGAAAAUUUAGCCCCUUGGCAUCCAGUUAAACCUGGAGGAGUCCUGAUUUUGGGUCAGGAGCAGGAUACGGUUGGAGGAAGAUUUGAUGCAACCCAAGCCUUUGUUGGGGAGAUGAGCCAGUUCAAUAUAUGGGACAGGGUCUUAAAAGCAGAAGACAUCGUGAACAUUGCCAACUGCUCCACCAACAUGCCCGGAAACAUCAUACCCUGGGUUGAUAACAAUGUUGAUGUGUUUGGAGGUGCAACUAAAUGGCCUGUGGAGACAUGUGAAGAGCGUUUGCUAGAUUUAUAGCCAGAAGCAUUUUUCUAUUUAAGUGCCCCAUUUUAUUAGGACAAUUUCUUGUGUGGUCUGUCACACUUUUUUGCCCACCAAAUGAAUUGUGUGAAAAAAAUCCCAAAUGAAAGGUUGGGUGCAAAUAAAGCUAAUAAUUAUUGGCAUGAAUCCUGAAGACGAAAGGCACCUGUUGGCUCAGAUAGCAGUUGUUGUCUUAAGGCUGAUCCCGAGAUACUUAUUGAGUUCAAUAGACUUUGGAUCAGGCCCUUGCUUGGUACAUUAAUUCUUCUGGGGGAAUAUCAUUUGCAAAUAUGUUAUCUAUAUCAAGUGGCAGAAUUACUCCUCUCUGAUAACGUGAUACAAACAAAGCACAAAGCUUUUUUUAAAGAGGGAAAAUGUACAUGUUGGUAUUGACUCUUUCCUCCUAUAUGUAUUAAACAUUCAUUUUACAUACUUUUUAAAGAAUUGAAGAAAUCCUUCUAUUAUAGUUACCGUGUCUUAACUCAGCACCCCUGAGACCUGCAGUAGUAGCAGCAGCUGAGUAGCCACUAUCUGCAUUACAGAAGAUAAUUGCUUUACAGUGUAAACAAGUUAGAAUCCUUGUAUUGUGUGUCAUGAUCUAAACACUCUGCUUCCUUCCCUAGACCUGAAGAAGAGCUCUGUGUAGCUCACAAGUCUGUACCUUCUACCUGCAGAAGUUGGUUCAUUAACUUGAGGGUACCCCCCUCCCACCAUCUUUUCCUGUUUAGAUCAUGGAAGAGAUUAUAUGAUGCAAAUGCUAUUCCACUCCAAAUUCAGAGAAAGGGCUAGAUACUCAGCUGAUGUAAAUCAGCUUAGCUCUGUUGAUUUUCAUGGAGCUACAUCAGUUUAUAUCAACUGGCAUUCUGGCUCCCAGUCUGUAUGUAUUCCCUUUGUCCCUCCCCACUCUCAUGGAUAGGUGAUGGUUGAAUGACUGUACUUGUAUUCCAUGUAGUAUUGCAUAUUUCUCUCUGAAUUCUAUCACUCUAGUCUGUUUUUUCUUUUCUAAAUACAUAGCAAAUGUUUCUAAGUGAAUUUCAGUUUUGUUUUGCUAUGAAAAGCCUUUCUGUGAGCAAGUGCCAAAGUUCAGUUUCUGUUUGCUGAGAAUCACUAUAUAUUUUUCCAACCUAAGUCUCUAUUGCUGACACUUCCUGUGUUAUGAUGGUCCUAUGUGCUAUGACGAAUGUGCUUGCUUUCCAUUCUUGUUAAUUGUCACGACUUCUGUAAGCACUGAGCUGACUUUUAAGAGUAUAUUUUAUUAUGCUUUUUUUGGUUUCUCAAUACUUUGGAGACAGAGUUGUAUUUUCUUGGUAUUGGUGACUCUUUGGUUUGUGGCUUGCAGAUAGCAUAUGUAAUAUAUUAGAAAGUAAAUACUCUUAUUAAUUUAAAGAAAAGUGAUUUUUAAAAGAGAAUUUAUAAAAUUAAACAUCCUAUUUUAUUUUUAAUGUUCUGAAUUGUAAGAAUCUCUAUUGUGACAGUUCCAUUUGUUGGAUAAAGUUACAUAUUCCCACUAAUAUGUAGUAUGAUGUUCUUAAAGGAAAGU